Molecule: messenger RNA, 609 nt
Organism: Trametes versicolor FP-101664 SS1
Lineage: Eukaryota; Fungi; Basidiomycota; Agaricomycetes; Polyporales; Polyporaceae
Exons: 1
Source: RefSeq, a predicted model, not a curated record
CCAGAUCUAUCGCAGGUGGAUCACGAUGCGAACUGUCUCGAUCGCGCCCAUCGCGUGCCAGUGCGCAGAGUUCCGAACACCAUGCCCGGUGCGCCUCCGGUCUCCCGUGCGCCCCACGGUGCAGAGGAGGGCGACGGGCAGGCCGGUGCUCCAAGACACGUUGCAGCAAACAAGCUUCGCGGGCGACCGCCACCCGUCGCAACGGAGACACGCCGCGUCGGACGCUACGUAACCUCAAGACGACGUUCGGCGCAUCGACUGCCUAGGCCAUGCUGCCCGCCCGGUCCCUGUCGCGGCAACAUGGACGUCAACAGCAUCGCCUAGGCCUCCGCCUUUCAGAGCCCAGUGCCUACGUCAGGUUUACGGCGCGCCCCCUUCUUCCGCUGCCUCCCCUUUACCAACUCGGCGUCCCAAUCCCUCCCAAAUACCUCCAAGGCGCUAUGAAGCUGGAGUCGGCGCGAAACCCGAGCAGGAUCCCCAGCGUGAUCGCCAUCUGCGUCCGAGCGAGCUGUCUUCCCCCGCGUCGCCUCUCCCGCACAACGCCACGGGCGGGGGAGCACGCACCCCUUCCCAGCACCGCAUGCCCGCCCGAUCGAGCGCCCGCGCCCU